GUCUAAAGAUGGCGGCCUCGGCAGCGAGGAGUGUUGCAGCCCUGCGUACGAGUAUUAAUCGGCCUCUUGCUUUUGUCAGAAAAAUUCCUUGGACUGCUGGAUCGAAUGAGCUGAGAGAACACUUCGCACAGUUUGGCCGUAUACGAAGGUGCUUUGUAUUUUUUGACAAAGAGACGGGCUUUCAUAGAGGUUUGGGUUUGGUUCAAUUUUCUACAGAGGAAGAACUGCAGAAUGCACUACAACAGGAAAAUCAUAUCAUUGAUGGAGUAAAGCUCCAGGUUGAAGCUCCAAGAUCAAAAGUUUUGCCAGAGUACCAAACAUCAGAUGAAGAGAAAGAUUAAGACUAUUAUUAUACUUGUAAAUAAAGUUAACUGAGAAUUA
Messenger RNA from Otolemur garnettii (small-eared galago), 381 nucleotides. It is a transcript of the gene SLIRP, whose product is annotated as SRA stem-loop interacting RNA binding protein. The coding region runs from base 9 to 341 and encodes 110 amino acids. NCBI's taxonomy places the organism in Eukaryota, Metazoa, Chordata, Mammalia, Primates, Galagidae. The record is from RefSeq and is a predicted model, not a curated record. Gene Ontology annotation, molecular function: poly(U) RNA binding; poly(G) binding; mRNA 3'-UTR binding. Gene Ontology annotation, biological process: spermatogenesis; positive regulation of mRNA splicing, via spliceosome. The transcript is spliced from 4 exons.